AUAACAUUUACAAAAUAGACUUUAGACUUAUCAAUUUUGUUUUGAUUAAACAACAAAUUUUGGGGUAACUAUGGCUCUUAAAGGUGUAAAAGUGAUUGAGAUGAUGGGAUUAGCUCCAGGUCCUUUAUGUGGCACUAUUCUUGCUGAUUUUGGUGCGUCAGUCACAGUAAUUCAAAAGAUUGAUAGCAUCGCCAACAUGAUGGAUGUUAUGACAAAUGGGAAAAAAAUCCUAAAAAUAAAUCUAAAGACUAAAGAAGGUGUUCAAGUUCUAACCAAGAUGUGUUCUUCUUCAGAUGUUCUGAUUGAUACUUAUAGACCUGGAGUUAUGGAAAAAUUAGGAUUGGGCCCAGAAUCAGUAUCAAGAAUCAAUCCAAAGUUGAUAUUUGCUAGAUUAUCUGGCUAUGGUCAGAAAGGGUAUUAUAAGCACAAAGGUGGCCAUGAUAUAAACUAUGUUGCAAUGUCAGGAUUGCUUUCAUUAUUUAAAAAAAAUAAUGAACCACCAUUUAUACCAGUUAAUUUAGUUGCUGAUUUUGCCGGUGGUAGCUUAAUGUGUGCUCUUGGUAUUCUUAUGGCACUUUUAGAAAGAAGUAAUUCUGGCAAAGGACAAGUUGUUGAUUGCAGUAUGACGGAAGGAGCUGCUUAUUUAGGAACAUGGGUGUAUAAAUCAAGAAAAUUACCUAUUUGGCAAGGGGAACCUGGAACAAAUCUGUUAGAUGGUGGUGCACCAUUCUAUGCAACUUAUAGAACAAAAGACAAUAAAUUUAUGGCUGUUGGGGCAAUAGAACCUCAUUUUUAUUCAAAUUUAUUACAGGGUUUAAAUUUGACUGAGGAUGAUUUGCCAGAUGGCAAUAAUGAGCGUAAGGAAAAAUUUCAGGAGGUGUUUUUGAGAAAAACUCAAGAGGAAUGGAGUAAUAUUUUUGAAAAACUUGAUGCUUGUGUAACCCCUGUCCUUGAGAUGGAUGCUGUGGAUACACAUGAGUGCAACAAAUCAAGAGAGUCAUUUUACAAAGAUAGUGACAAUUUUAUUGUACCAGAACCAGCACCAAAAUUAUCAGCAACUCCAGGACAUUCUUCAGGUAAAAGAGCUCAGCCAAAAGGUGAUGAAGAUGCAAUUGAAAUACUACAAGAGUUGGGAUACAAAAAUAAUGAAAUUGAUGACUUAAUUAAGAAGGGCAUAGUUAAAGCAGAUAAGAAAGCUAAACUAUGAUUAAAUAAUAAUUUGAAUACUUAAUUCAGUAAUACUUUAAUUGUUUCGAUGAUAUUUUCUACAUUGUUUUUUAAACUUGGUAUAAGGAAGUCAUUUUGAUAUA
This is a messenger RNA of Papilio machaon (common yellow swallowtail), 1310 nucleotides long. RefSeq names its product alpha-methylacyl-CoA racemase (gene Amacr). The record is from RefSeq and is a predicted model, not a curated record. Gene Ontology annotation, cellular component: mitochondrion. Gene Ontology annotation, biological process: bile acid metabolic process. NCBI's taxonomy places the organism in Eukaryota, Metazoa, Arthropoda, Insecta, Lepidoptera, Papilionidae. Bases 71 to 1207 code for a protein of 378 amino acids. The transcript is spliced from 2 exons. Gene Ontology annotation, molecular function: alpha-methylacyl-CoA racemase activity.